UAUAAAUGUAGAUAAAGAAGAUUUUUUGGAAACGAAACAUAUCUCAGUCGGUAUUUGAAAAUUUGACCAGUAAUGCUAUCUAACGAGAAUUAUUAGAAACAUGCAAAGCCAGUCGAGAAACAUCCAUAUUACGUCAAAAGAAUUCGAAAAUUUAAACGUAUAAUCGGUAUAAUAGAAAGCUUAGGAUCCGUGUAGUUUGCUCGUGAACGUUGUACUUGUUGCGCUUAAAAAGAAAUAUUCGUAACUCCCCCAAGCUCUCCCUACCUGCCUCAGUAACCAUAAAAUAAGAAUAAAGAUUAAAUAAGAUAAACGUCUCAAGAAUUGAAUAUAUUGAAAUAUUAAAAUCGUGUUGUUUAUAAUAUCAGUUUGAAUUAACCGAAAAGAAAAAGAAAAGCUUAUCGAAGGAUGCAUUGUUACAUUAAGGACAUAUUAUCAUAACAUGGCGACUGAAAGCAGGGAAUAUAAAGGCUUUUGUAAAUUAUAGUUUAGUUAGGAGCCACUACAUCAAAAGAUCAAGUACAACGUUCAUUUGUAACACAAUUUAGUGUUGCGUUAGAAUUAUCAAGAGCAAGCUUCUUCUUAGUGCUUUUUAAUACUAUAUUAAUUAUGUAUCACACUAUGUAUCCACCACAAAUGAUGGUGCAGAUUAUGGGUGGCCAACAUGCAAACGGACAAUAUCUAUCAACACCAACACAAAUGGUACAUAUUAAUGGUACAAAUGUAUUAUCAACGGCAGACUAUACGCAAUAUAUACCUGAUGUGUCUGGCCAUAAUAGACAUCAUAUGAUGCAGACUGGAAGUUAUCCAUUGGAGUUAUUGCAAUUAAUGGGUGUUGAUAUUCCUUCAUUGCGGCACAUAGAUUAUGUCAGUAAUGUAGGUACUGGUUCGGGCUCAGGAAAUUGGCCAAGGCGAAUUAUACCGCCAAAUAAUAAUUCUCCGUUACAACCACUCCAGCAUCUAAAUUUUAGACCAACGAAUAAUAAUUCAAUAAAGAAACAACAUUGGAGUAAUAAAACAAGUAAAAAAAGUUUGUAUAGAGAAAACUUUAUGCAUAAUGAUAAAUAUAAUAGUGAUAGUGGCUUUAGUUCCCGUUCUCCAACCCCCAGUAAAUGUCAAGCUGAUAGUAGCCAGAAUGAAAGUUCAGAUGAACGGGAUUCUAUAACAUCUUCAAUUGAACAAGGAAUCAAAAAGUUGCAUAGAGUGCAAUCAGACUAUAGUAUUGUUAAUAAUAAAAUUACAGAAGAGGGUUUUAUUCCAAGUGCUUCAGCACAUCAAUUUUAUCAAAAUCAACGACCUAUUAAUUAUUAUCCUGCUUUUUCAACUCCUAGAACAUUACAAAAUUAUCAGAAUAAAAGGAGGUAUCAAACAGAAAUUGAUGCAUUGAUCGUAGGUAAAGGUAGUCCGCCCCCUCCGAGAUCUCAACGGGGUAAAAAGUUCACAGGAGUAAUAUUACCAGGUUACAGUAUGUUUCCUAGGUAUUAUACUGCUCCAGAUCGAUUUCUUGCUAGAUCUCAUCUCGUCGAAGUCAAUUAUACUCCAGCUGAUUUAAUAACCGGAAGCACGUGGGAUAAACUUUCACAGGACAUUUGGAAAAAGUUUAUAACAAAUCAACAGACUGAAGUCGUUUAUAGAAAUAAAAUGAAUCUUUGGAAAUAUCUCUAUGUUUUGAUAAAGGGAACAUUUCCAAAAUAUGGAUUAUUUUUGGUCGGCUCUACAAUGAAUGGAUUUGGAUCUGACAAUAGUGAUGUAGAUAUGUGCUUACUAGUGAGACAUACAGAAAUGGAUCAAAGAAAUGAAGCUAUUGGGCACUUAGAUCAAAUAUUAAGGUGUCUCAAACGAUCUGAUAUUAUAACAAAACUUGUACUUAUACAAGCAAAAGUUCCAAUCUUAAAGUUUCACGAUGCUAUGCAAAAUUUGGAUGUCGAUCUUAAUUGCAAUAAUGCUGUAGGAAUUCGUAAUACUCAUCUUCUUUAUUGUUAUUCCCAAAUUGACUGGAGAGUAAGACCUUUAGUUCUAAUUGUCAAAUUAUGGGCUCAAUCUCAAGAUAUAAACGACGCUAAAAAUAUGACAAUUUCUAGUUAUUCUUUAGUUUUAAUGGUCAUACAUUUUCUACAAUGUGGCGUCAAUCCUCCAGUUCUUCCUUGUUUACAUUCUUUAUACGGAUGGAAAUUUGGACCACACACGGAUAUUCAUUCCAUAGACAUUAAUGAAAAAUUAAACAUUCCACCUACAUGGUUUUGUCCAAGUAAUCGUCAAUCUCUUGGGGAACUUCUUGUAGAAUUUUUUAGAUAUUAUGUCACAUUCGAUUUCAGCCAAUACGCUAUUUCCGUGCGUUUAGCGCGUAAAGUAUUAAUCGAAGAUUGUAGGAGAGCACGAUCAUUGAAAAAUGAUCCACAUCAAUGGAAAUGUCUAUGUAUCGAAGAACCAUUUGAUUUGACAAAUACUGCUCGGUCAGUAUAUGAUCCGGAUGUAUUUGCAAGAAUCAAGCUAAUAUUUGACUGUACCUAUCAAAAACUAAAAGAAGGUUAUAAUUUAGCUAGCAUCUUUGUUAAAGUAAACACUAUGUCAUCUUAUGCUAUGACAUAAUGAUAUCCUAAAUGUUAGUGCUAUAUGCGCUAUAUAGGAUAAUCAGGUGCUUCCACAUAUUUUGCAUUAGCAAUGGUCCUCUUUUAAGCUAGAGGUAUUUUGAAUAUUUAUCACCUAACGGUGUAAAUAAUGAUAUACACUGUGAUGAAAUAAUUCUGAGCUCGUCUCAGUUUAAAUGUGAUAAUAAUUUAGCAUGAAUUCAUCUUAUUUUAUUGAUAUCUAUUAGGCAUAAAACUUUUCUAAUAAUGUCCCUUUUUUUCUCCAUCUUGUCUGAAAUUAUUUUCUAUGCAAAUCUUAAAUUAUAUUCGUUAUACAUCUUCAAUAUCAUUUCACUCGCUAUUAUGAUCUAUCAUCAUCAUUAUUUUGGUAAGAUACUUGUGUGUACACUAUUGAAAUGGUUUUU
Polistes dominula (European paper wasp) is the source of this 2989-nucleotide messenger RNA. RefSeq names its product poly(A) RNA polymerase gld-2 homolog A. The record is from RefSeq and is a predicted model, not a curated record. NCBI's taxonomy places the organism in Eukaryota, Metazoa, Arthropoda, Insecta, Hymenoptera, Vespidae. Gene Ontology annotation, molecular function: poly(A) RNA polymerase activity. Gene Ontology annotation, biological process: RNA 3'-end processing.